Molecule: messenger RNA, 13730 nt
Organism: Psylliodes chrysocephalus
Lineage: Eukaryota; Metazoa; Arthropoda; Insecta; Coleoptera; Chrysomelidae
Source: the annotation of a GenBank genome assembly
AGCGAAGUGUUUACACCAAAAUGUUGACGUUAGUUUGACGCGGUCAAACGGGCAAAUAAUCUAAAACUCAUCGUCCUCAAAUAAUAUGAAUGACCAGGACGAGAGGUUGGAAUUUAUCUUGUCAUACCUCACCAAAUCCAUAAAGCUAAAGCAGGACAAAUGGAACAAACUGUUAAUGACCGAAGAAUAUAUGAAAAUAAUAGCAAAUUUUUUCAAUGAUCCUAAAGAAAAAAUGAUGAUAUUAACAGUGCUCCUGGGAGGUCCUUUGGUUGUUUAUAAUUCGUUUAACAAAGAUAUUAAGCAGAAAUUUACAUACUUUAUACGAAAAAAGGAAGAAAAAGUAGAAAAUGUGAAUAGUUUUAGAGAUGUGUUAGUCUUUGGUGAUAUGGCCGCAAGGCCUGUAGAGGAGUUGGCUGCUAUUUUAGAUGGAGUCUUUGUCCCUGUACUAUCGAAUCCCCAAAAUCAACACGGGUGGCCUAAAGUAGUAGCAGAUGAUGUUGUUACUCAUGUCAGGAAUUUUAAAGCUACAGUUGAUCAGGUAAAAGGUGCUAUGAAAAGUAUAACAAUCCUACCAAUGCCUCCAGGGAUAUCAAGAGUUUUCGCUGCAGUUCAAAGAUUUCAAACUACUAAAGGUGAAGAUGUCGAUUUCCAUCUGAAAAUAAGCAUGGAAAAUUUUAUAAUGAAAUGGGCAUCUACUGUUAAUGAUAUAUUGAAUCAAUCUUCGAGAUUAGUUUUCACAUAUUCGAAAACUCCGAUUCCAGUGAACGAACUUGAUUUCUGGAUGGGAAGGAACAAAAAUUUGGAAUCAAUCUACGAUCAGCUUAAAGACCCACGAGUUAAAAAGAUGGGAGAAUUUUUACAACUUGUUAAAAGUUCUUAUAUACCCACUUUUAAAACACUUCUAAAGAAAGUAGUUGGUGCGCUUGUUGAAGCUAGAGACAUAUGUUUGCAUCUCAAAGUAUUUAUGCCUUAUGCCGCUUAUUUUGAUGGCGAUUUUUUUGAAAUGGACAAGUUGAUCAAACCAUUACUUCACGUUAUGGCUCUUCUUUGGGUAAAUUCAAAGUAUUAUUCCACUAGCGAAAGAAUUGUAAAUUUAUUCAGGAUGAUCACCAAUUCUUUUCUCGCUUCUGCCGAGAUAGCACUCGAUCCAGGAAAUAUGUUUGCUGGAGAUGCCGAAGAAGUUCAUAAAGUAGUUACGAAAUGUAUAAAACAGUUGUAUAAAUACAUGGAUUGGUUUGAAUAUGUAAGAAAUAAUUUAGACAAUUAUUAUAAGGAUGAAAAUGAACCCAGAAAGGCUUGGAAUUUCCAUAGAAGACAGGUUUUCCAGCGUGUACUAGAUUUUAUCGAACGAGUAGAAGUAGUCGAUAGAGUCGUUCAAAUUCAAAUCGAAUAUGUCAAGCUGGACAGAAUUGAACUUGGCGGUUUGAGAGCAAGAACAUUUGGAGCAAAAAUUGCGGAAAUGAAUGACGAAUUCACCGCGCUUUAUCAACCGUUUGGAAGCAUUUCAUAUGACAUACUGGAUUUGGAGGAUCAUCGUAUAGUAGAAGAGUGUACGCAGUUUGAAGAAAAAGUUAAAGAUUUGGAUAUAAGAUUACUGUCAAUACUUAGUAACUCAUUUGAGGACUGUAUUAACUUGGAUGCCAUUUUUAAAUUUGUUUUAAUAACUGGAGUUCUAAUGAAACGACCGUUAAUCUACGAAGCGAUGAAACCGAAACUUCAAAUUAUUAUCGAUUUGUUCAAUGAGGAACUCGUUAAAGUCAAGGUUUUAUUCGAUGAUGGCAAGAAAUUUGGAAUGCCAAUCGAUAAAUACUUCCCGCCAGUAGCGGGGAAACUAUUUUAUCUCAAUAAACUUCGUGAAAGGAUCGUAACUCCAUUAAGUGGUUUGAAAGAUUGUGAUGAUGAGAUAAAUCAGUGUGAAGAUGCUCAAUAUAUUUACGUAAAAUGCGAACAGUGGUUUAAAAUUUUGGACAAAGAACAAGAAGCCAUCAUGAAAGCGUGGAGCAAACCUGUUUCACAACAAGUAAAUAGGAGUAUGAGUAAAUUCCAACUAUGUAAAGAUCCAGUUAAAUUAACUCUAUCGCUUAAUUUUGAUGAUGAACUAAGAGCCAUUUUAAGAGAAGUAAGGUAUAUGAAAUUGAUAAACAUUCAAACUAUUCCCGAAGAAGCUUUAAUUUUGUUUGCAAAAGUUGAAAUAAUUAAUGAAGCUCUCUUCAAAUUCUUCCGAAUAAUAGAAUGGUACAAUUUUCUGCGUACUUGUACAACUUCGACCGAAUUGGGUUUAAUAACAAAUGAGCUGGGCGAAAUUGAUCUAUUAUUGGAAAAGGUCGUUACAGUUAACACUUGGUAUACUCAUGAUGCAGAGUUGGUUUAUUCCAUAUACGAAUCAGUUAAAAGUUUAAUAGAUCGAGUAAAGCAAGCCCAAACAAAUGUGAAAAAUCUUAUGGCUGAUAUACAUGAAUGGUCCGUCCUUCCCCUAUACGCAAGGAAAGAAGGCAAAAGUGAUAAUUUACUAUAUUUGGAAGAUAAGACAGAAAGAGUUAAUAAACGAUACGAAGGCAUAAAAGCUUCAUCAAGACUGUUGGACGAAGUUAUUUCAGAAAAUUAUUUAUUAUUCUUUAGAAUAGUAGUGGAAGAAUCUCCUCCAGAACCUGAGCCAGAACCGGAACCAGCCGAAUCGGAAGGUAAAAAGAAAAAAAAGAAAGGCAAGAAAAAGAAGAAGAAAGAACCAAAGAAAGCAGAUUCACAAAUUGCUAGAGAACUUGAAGAAGCAGCCAGACUUUUAGAUGAAGAGAAACAAAAAGACAAAGAAGCCUACUUAUGGAUAGCUUACUUGAAAGAAAUCGAUGACCUUUUAAGAAAUGCAAUUGUGGAAUCUGUAGACAUCAGUGUAUCAUAUUUCUUAAAAGAAACUGGUGAUUUGAAGCCCACAAUACCUUUCACGGAGAUAAUAAUGGAAUUACACGAUAUCGAUAUCGUAUAUAUUCCAUCAGCAAAUAUUGAAGAUGAAGACAAUUUCUUGGUACUCAUGGAAGAAUUACUUGAUGAUAUUUAUGGAAUGGGAGAACAUAUGAAACGUGCAGAUACAGAGGCGAACGACACCGAUUUUUAUCAUUUGAUUAGAGAAGAAGUAGAUAUUCAAAGAAAGAGCGAUGCGUUUUGUGAAAGAGUUAUAGAUGCAAUGGAAAAAGCCAUAGAUUUUAUCAAAGAUUUUGAUGAAUACGUGUUUUUAUGGACUACUGACCGAGUAAUUUUUCUAGAACAUUUUUUACUUUACGGCAGGCGGUUAACUCCCGAAGAGGUAGAAAUCCAAAAGGACGAGACCAACCCUCGACGCCUAAAAGAAUCUCCACCUACUAUUGAACAAUUUCAAGAAAAGAUUAUUUUCUAUGAAAAUUUAUACCAUAAAGUGGAAGCGAUGCCUGGUGAAAAAAUUUUAUAUGAAUGGUUAAAAAUUGAUGUGAGGCCCUUUCGCCAAGUGAUAUUGAACAAUAUCUGUAAAUGGAGUUUGGUUUUUAAGAAUCAUCUAUAUAAUAAAGUCAUUAAUACGUUAGAGGAGCUGGAUACAUUCAUAACAACAUCUAUCGCGGGAAUGCUGAUUCCGCUCACUGAAGAAGAUUACGAUGGCCUUUUAUCAGUUAUGCAAUGUCUAUUUUCAAUCAGAGAUAGAACAGUGGAAACAGAUGCCCUUUUUGAGCCACUAAAAGCAAUUAUGGACCUGUUGACAGAAUACGGCAUUAUGUUCCCAGAAGAAAUUUAUUUACAAUUUCAAGAUCUUCCAGAUCGAUGGGCUUAUUGUAAAAAGAUUGCUGCAGUAACCAAACAGAACAUUGCUCCACUACAAGCUAUUCAAAUGAUUUCGAUCAAACGUAGACUUCAAGUAUUCGAAAUAAGACAAGAUGUAUUUCGAAACCAUUUUAAAACUUUGCCGUUCUUCAAGUUCAGUUGCAAGAAUGUAUAUAUACUUUUGGACAAAGUUAAUACUCAGAUAGAAUCUAUGGAGCAAGAACGGGAUCAUUUGAAAGAACAGAGCGAUUUGUUCGAGUUGCAAUUUCCUGAUUUUAAAGGUUUGCGAAAAUGUAGAAAGGAAAUAAGGUUAGUGAAGCAAACGUGGGACUUUGCAAUUGUCGUCCUGGGUUCAGUAGAAGAAUGGAAAGAUACGCCUUGGAAAAAGUUGGAUGUUGAAAGCAUGGAACUGGAAUGCAAGAAAUUCGCCAAAGAAAUCCGUAUCAUGGAUAAAAAAGUGAAAGUUUGGAAUCUUUACAUUCAAUUGGAAGCAACUGUUAAAAAUAUGUUGACUUCUCUUAGAGCAGUCACUGAACUACAGAAUCCUGCAAUUAGGGAACGUCAUUGGCUACAAUUGAUGCAAGCAACGAAGGUCAGAUUUGUAAUGACCGACGAAACCACUUUAUCUGAUCUGCUUGCACUGAAUCUUCAUGAGUAUGAAGAAGAAGUAAAAAAUAUCGUAGAUAAAGCUGUUAAAGAAAUGGCUAUGGAAAAAGUUAUAAAAGAACUUAAUAAUACUUGGAAUACUAUGGAAUUCCAAUCAGAUCUACACGAAAGGACUAAAUUGAGGGUAUUAAUGUUGGCUGAAGAAGUUAUAGAAACUUUAGAAGAAAAUCAGGUAGCUCUACAGAACAUGAUGACAUCGAAAUAUAUUGAUUAUUUUAUAACUGAAGUUACUGAAUGGCAGUUUAAAUUAGGAAAUACAGAUCAAGUUUUAAAUGUCUACUUCGAGGUUCAAAGGAAAUGGAUGUAUUUGGAAAGUAUUUUCAUUGGUUCAGAAGAUAUAAGAAAUCAACUGCCAGACGAUUCUAGAAGGUUCGACAAAAUCGAUAGGGAGUUUAAAGAAGUUUUAAGGGAUAUAGGAGCAAACUUAAAUAUUGUGAAAGCUACAAAUAAAACAGGAUUAUAUGAAAAAUUAGAGGAAAUCUUAAAAGAUUUAGUUAUUUGCGAGAAAGCACUUAAUGAUUAUUUGGAUACGAAGCGUUUAGCUUUCCCGAGAUUUUAUUUCGUAUCAUCUGCCGAUUUGUUGGAUAUAUUAUCUAACGGAAAUACACCGGUAUUGAUUCUGCGCCAUCUAACAAAGUUAUUUGAUUCUUUGGCCAAAAUGAUAUUUACUGUCGAACAAGGAAAGGCCACGAAGAAAGCAAAAGCUAUGGUAUCAAAAGAAGAAGAAAUUGUAACGUUUGUAGGUAUAUGUGAUUGUGCAGGCAAAGUUGAAAUUUGGCUCAACAGAGUAAUAGAUAUUAUGAGACUUACUCUUCAUAAUAGUUUUGGAGAUUGUGUAAUAACAUAUGAUGAGAAACCAAGAGAACUAUGGAUCAAUGAUUAUCCAGCGCAGCCUGCCUUGUGCGGUACUCAAAUUUGGUGGACAACUGAAGUAAAUAUGGCGUUUGCCAAACUUGAAGAAGGUUAUGAAAAUGCCUUGAAAGAUUAUUCACGGAAACAAAUAAACCAGUUGAACGCCUUGAUCGGUCUUUUACUUGGCGAUCUAACAUCGCUGGAGCGUCAAAAAAUUAUGACAAUUUGUACGAUUGAUGUUCACUCCAGAGAUGUAGUAACAAAAAUGAUAGCAAUGAAAAUUGAGAACGCGGCGGCUUUUCAGUGGCAAAGUCAAUUGAGACACCGAUGGGAUGAUAAGAAAGAUGACUGUUACGUUAAUAUUUGUGAUGCUGAGUUUGCAUAUACAUAUGAAUAUUUGGGAAAUACUCCUAGAUUAGUAAUUACACCGUUAACUGAUAGGUGUUAUAUAACUUUAACGCAAAGUCUUCAUUUAGUCAUGGGUGGAGCUCCUGCAGGACCUGCAGGAACAGGAAAAACUGAGACAACGAAAGAUCUUGGCAAAGCACUUGGUAUGAUGGUGUAUGUUUUUAAUUGUUCUGAACAGAUGGACUACAAGUCUAUAGGAAAUAUAUACAAGGGACUGGCUCAGAGCGGUUGCUGGGGGUGUUUUGAUGAAUUCAACAGAAUUUCUGUUGAAGUUUUGUCUGUAGUAGCGGUUCAAGUCAAAAGCUUACAGGAUUGUAUUAAAGACAAAAAGAAGACUUUCUUUUUCGAAGGAGAUGAAAUUAAAAUGAUACCUACGAUUGGUUUGUUUAUUACUAUGAAUCCUGGUUACGCAGGUCGAACGGAACUCCCAGAAAAUUUAAAAGCACUAUUUCGGCCAUGUGCCAUGGUGGUACCAGAUUUUGCCUUAAUUUGUGAAAUUAUGUUGGUUGCCGAAGGUUUUAUGGAAGCCAGACUCUUGGCCAGAAAGUUCAUCACCUUAUAUACUUUAUGUAAAGAAUUAUUGAGUAAACAGGAUCACUAUGAUUGGGGAUUACGAGCAAUUAAAUCAGUACUUGUGGUGGCAGGUGCAUUAAAGAGAGGAGAUCGACAAAGACCCGAAGACCAAGUAUUAAUGAGAGCAUUGAGAGAUUUUAAUAUUCCCAAAAUUGUUACUGAUGAUGUAGCGGUAUUUAUGGGACUCAUUGGUGAUUUAUUUCCUGCGCUGGAUGUUCCCAGAAAGAGAAGUUUGGAUUUCGAGAAAAUGUGUAAAAAAACUGCGAUUGAUCUUCAAUUACAACCAGAGGACGCAUUUAUUUUGAAGGUUGUGCAACUUGAAGAGUUGUUUGCUGUAAGACAUUCUGUGUUUAUAAUUGGAUUUGCAGGCACGGGAAAGUCAAUGGUAUGGAAAACUCUAAACAGGACUUAUUUCAACAUGAAAUUGAAGCCAAUGUAUAAUGAUCUGAAUCCAAAAGCAGUCAGCAACGAUGAGCUAUUUGGAGUUAUCAACCCUGCCACUAGGGAAUGGAAAGAUGGUUUAUUUUCCGUAAUAAUGAGAGAUCAAGCUAAUUUGCCCGGGACAGGCCCUAAGUGGAUAGUUUUGGAUGGCGACAUCGAUCCAAUGUGGAUAGAGUCAUUAAAUACUUUAAUGGAUGACAACAAAGUGUUGACUCUUGCCAGUAAUGAAAGAAUUGCUUUAUCCAGGAAUAUGCGACUUUUGUUCGAAAUAGCAAAUUUACGAACUGCCACUCCAGCCACUGUAUCCAGAGCAGGUAUUCUAUACAUUAAUCCUGCCGAUGUAGGUUGGAACCCAUUCGUUACAUCUUGGAUUGAUACCAGAACAAAUCCUAGCGAGAAAGCAACUCUUACGAUACUUUUUGAUAAAUAUAUACCGCCAUGUUUGGAAGUAGUACGAGCAAAAUUUAAAAAAAUUACACCAAUUGUAGAUGUGGCCCAUUUGAACAUGUUAUGUCUAUUACUGGAUUGUUUUAUGACACCAGAAAAUGUGCCACCAGAUUGUCCGAAAGAUUGGUAUGAAAUAUACUUUGUGUUUUCUAUUAUUUGGGCAUUUGGUUCAGCUCUAUUUCAAGAUCAGAUCACAGAUUGGCGAAAUGAAUUCAGCAAAUGGUUUUUAAAUGAAUUUAAAAGCGUAAAGUUUCCACCGGGUGGAAAUGUCUUCAGCUACUACAUAGAAAAAGAAUCGAAAAAGUUUUCUCCAUGGACUGAUUUGGUACAAGAGUUUGAAUUAGAUCACGAGGUUCCCCUGCAAGCAACUCUAGUAAAUACAGCUGAAACUACCAGAAUUAGGUUCUUUAUUGAUCAUUUGAUGGCUAAGAAAUGUCCAGUAAUGCUGGUAGGUCCUGCUGGCAGUGGAAAAACAGUAUGUGUACAGGAAAAAUUAAAUUCUUUAUCGGAAGCUUUCGCUGUUACGAGUGUACCUUUCAAUUUUUACACAAAUUCAGAAAUGCUACAAAGUAUCCUUGAGAAACCUUUAGAGAAAAAAGCAGGUAGAGUAUUUGCUCCUCCCGGAACUAAAACUAUGAUAUAUUUUGUGGAUGACAUGAACAUGCCUGAAGUAGACAAAUAUUAUACUGUCCAACCUCAUACACUAUUAAGGCAAUAUAUGGAUUACCAACAUUGGUACGAUAGAAUAAAACUGUCUAUGAAAGAGAUUCACAAUAUACAGUUUAUAUCAUGUAUGAAUCCGACAGCUGGCUCAUUUACAAUUAAUCCUAGAUUACAAAGGCACUUUUGCGUUUUUUCAGUCGGUUUUCCGUCUCAAGAAGCUUGUUUGCACAUUUAUAACUCUAUCUACAGUCAGCACAUAGCUACUCCAUCAAAAAAAUUCGUUCCCGGUCUCGAAAAAGCUGCUAGUGAUGUAGUUUACGCAGCUUUAUUAGUUCAUUUAAAAACGAGUACCACCUUUUUACCUACAGCUGUAAAGUUUCAUUAUACCUUUACUUUGAGAGACUUAUCGAACAUUUUUCAAGGAAUGCUUUUCGCCACUGGUGACGCUACUAGAACUAGUACCGAUGUGAUGAGGUUAUGGAUGCACGAGGCAAGCAGGGUAUACAAAGAUAAAUUAGUUGAUCGAAGGGAUCAAUUGAAUUGGACUAAAAUGUUGGCGGAUUUGCUCAAGAAAAGUUUUGAUAGUUUAGAUGAAAAUUUGGUUUUCCAACAACCAUUAAUAUUUUGCCACUUCGCCGAUGGUAUUGGUGACCCAAAAUAUAUGCCUAUACAAGAUUUUCCACAACUUAGUCGUCUUCUUAAUGAGGCUUUGUCAGGCUAUAAUGAUCUUGUAGGUUCUAUGAAUUUGGUUCUAUUCGAAGAUGCUAUGUAUCAUAUUUGCCGUAUCAAUCGUAUAAUGGAAUCGCCAAGAGGAAAUGCUUUACUAGUAGGAGUGGGCGGUUCCGGUAAGCAAUCGCUUAGCCGAUUAGCUUCCUUUAUUUCAUCAUUUGAAGUGUUUCAAAUUCAAUUAAAAAAAGGUUAUUCUAUGGCCGACAUGAAAGCGGAUAUAGCGAGUUUAUAUAUUAAGAUUGGUCUUAAAAGCAUAGGUAUAACGUUUCUAAUGACCGAUGCUCAAGUACCGGAAGAAUCUUUCUUAGUCCUUGUUAACGAUAUGCUAGCUUCUGGAGAAAUAAAUGGUCUUUUAACCGAUGAAGAGGCAGAAAACGUCAUAAAUACAGUUCGAGGCGAAGUUAAGGGAAUGGGAUUACAAGACACUAGAGAAAAUUGUUGGAGAUUUUUCAUUGAUCGAGUGAGAAAAUUAUUAAAAAUUGUUCUAUCAUUUUCUCCUGUCGGUUCAAUCUUAAGGGUGCGAGCUAGAAAGUUUCCAGCUUUGGUUAAUUGCACUUCCAUCGACUGGUUUCAGGAAUGGCCUCAAGAAGCUUUACAAUCUGUUUCGAGCAGGUUUUUGGCUGAAAUAGCAGUUCUACCCGAAAGUUUAGCUGAAUCUGUUUCUUUAUUUAUGUCUUACGUUCAUACUGUAGUAAAUGAUAUAUCUGGACAGUAUCUUUUGAACGAGAAAAGGUACAAUUAUACAACUCCCAAAUCUUUCCUGGAACAAAUCGAUUUAUACAGCAAGUUACUUACAGAAAAAACACACGGGGUGGUGAAUAAUAUUUACCGAUUAGAAAACGGUAUAACAAAAUUAGUUUCAACUGGUGAAGAGGUAGAUGGUCUCAAAGAAGUUUUAGCAGUUCAGGAGGUAGAAUUGACUGUUAAAAAUGAAGCUGCAAGUAAACUUAUUGCCGUAUUAGCUGCUGAGAAUGAAAAAGUGGCUGGUGAACAAGCUAUCGCUACUGAAGAAGAAGGUAAGGUAAGACAGAUUGAAGAGGAUGUAUUAAAUAAAGCGAAAUUGUGCGAGGAAGAUCUGGCUAGAGCUGAACCUGCUUUGAUGGCGGCUCAAGAAGCACUGAAUACUCUAAAUAAAAAUAAUCUAACGGAAUUAAAAUCUUUUGGUUCUCCUCCCGAAAUUGUGAAGCACGUUUGCGCAGCUGUAUUAAUAUUGUUUUCUAAAAAGGGAAAAAUUCCCAAAGACAGACAAUGGAAAGACUGUAAACUGAUGAUGAAUAAAGUUGAUGAUUUUCUAAAUAACCUUAUAAAUUAUGACAAAGAUAAUUUGGCUGCUGAGGUAGUAAAAGUCGUUAUGGAAUAUGUAAAAAAUCCAGAAUUUCAACCCGACAAAGUAGCUACAAAAUCACUGGCCGCUGCUGGGCUUUGCUCGUGGGUUCUGAAUAUCCUAAAAUACUACGAUGUUUUUCAAGUUGUAGGCCCUAAAAGAAGAGCACUAACCCAAGCUACUAAAGAUUUAAACGCAGCUAGAGACAAAUUACACGAACUUCAUGAAAAACUAGGUAUUCUUGAAGAGCAAUUAGGUCUCUUAAAGGCUGAUUAUGACGAUGCUAUAAACGAAAAAAUGAAAUGUCAAGCUGAAGCAGAUGCAACAAAUAUGAAAAUAGAUAUUGCUAAUCGUCUUGUAGGAGGUUUAGCAUCAGAAAACGUGCGUUGGCGUCAACUAAUAGAGGAUUAUAAGUUAAUGAUAAUUACUUUACCUGGUGACAUUUUGCUAGUCACAGCAUUCAUCUCGUACGUAGGUUGUUUCACAAAGAAUUAUCGUGUCGAUAUGGUUAAUAAGUUUUGGAUUCCAUAUUUGGGUACAAUGGACAUGCCCAUUCCAAUGACUGAAGGUUUGGAUCCUUUAUCUUUAUUAACGGAUGAUGCCUCAAUUGCAGCGUGGAAUAAUGAGGGCCUACCGACUGACCGUAUGUCAACGGAAAAUGCUUGUAUUUUAACGAAUUCUGCUAGAUGGCCUUUGAUGAUUGAUCCUCAAUUCCAGGGAGUUAAAUGGAUUAAAACAAGAUAUGCGAGCGAAUUGACCACAGUAAGACCGACAGCCAGAGGAUAUAUAGAUAAAUUAGAAAAAUGCAUUACAGGAGGACAGAUUUGCCUUCUAGAAAAUAUUGGAGAAAAUUUAGACGCUGUUUUAGAUAAUGUACUUGGAAGGGUUUUGGUGAAGAAAGGAACUAUCGUAAGAGUUGGUGACAAGGAAGUUGAUUGGAAUCCGAAUUUCAAAUUGAUUCUCCACACCAAAUUGGCAAAUCCGCAUUACAAACCUGAAAUUCAGGCGCAAGCGACAUUGAUUAAUUUCACCGUCACUCGCGAUGGUUUAGAAGAGCAACUUCUAGCAGAAGUGGUGAAAGCAGAACGGCCCGAUUUGGAUGUUAAGAAAUCGGAAUUAACCAAACAACAAAAUAAUUUUAAAAUUACUCUUAAAAAUUGUGAAGAUAACUUACUAUAUAGAUUGUCUUCUGCUACUGGUAAUAUUCUAGAAGAUGUUGAAUUGGUUACUAAUUUAGAAGUUACAAAAAAGACGGCUAUGGAAAUUGCAAUAAAAAUGGAAGAAGCCAAAAUUAAUACGAUAAAAAUUGAUGAAACAAGAGAAUUUUAUCGUCCUUGUGCAGCUAGAGCUUCUCUUCUAUACUUUAUUCUAACCGAUUUAAAUAGAAUUAAUGCUAUAUACCAAUUCUCUUUGAAAGCUUUUAGUGUUGUUUUUAUAAAUGCUUUAGCUUUGGCCCCUCCUGCAGAAACAUUAGAAGAACGAGUCGCAAACCUAUUAGAUAGUAUUACUUUUGCAGUAUUUAUGUACACUUCUAGAGGAUUGUUCGAAAGAGAUAAAUUAACGUUUACGGCUCAAAUGGCAUUUCAAAUAUUACUUAACCAAGGUGAAUUGGAUCCUAUAGAACUUGACUUCUUAUUGAGAUUUCCCGCCCAGGUUGGUCUAAUAUCUCCCGUUGACUUUUUAAGCAAUAUUUGUUGGGGUGGUAUCAAAGCUUUGGCCGAUUUAGCUGAAUUUCAGAAAUUGGACAAAGAUGUCACAGGAUCUGUUAAACGUUGGCAGAAAUUUGUAGACAGUGAAUGUCCCGAAAAAGAAAAACUGCCUGGAGAUUGGAAAAAUAAGACACCCCUCGAGAGACUUUGCGUAAUGCGUUGUUUAAGACCAGACAGGAUGACUUAUGCAGUAGCCACUUUUAUCGAAUUGAGUAUGGGAAGUAAGUACGUUACCGCAAGGAGUGUUGAGUUUUCUAAAUCUUAUGAAGAAACCAGUUCUUCAACUCCCGUGUUCUUCAUCCUAUCACCUGGUGUUAAUCCUUUAAAGGACGUGGAAGCUUUGGGAAAAAAAUUGGGAUUUAGUUUCGACGCACGAAAUUUUCACAGCAUCUCUUUGGGGCAAGGUCAAGAGGUUGUAGCCGAAAGUGCAAUGGACGUUGCCGCUGUACAUGGUCACUGGGUCAUUUUGCAAAAUAUUCAUUUGGUCGCCAGUUGGCUUGCUAAUUUGGAAAAAAAGAUGGAACAAUGUGCUGAUGGUGGAAAUGAAAAUUACAGGUUAUAUCUUAGUGCUGAACCAGCAGGAGAUCCUCAAGUAUGUGUCAUACCUCAAGGAAUUCUAGAAUCUUCUAUUAAAAUCACCAAUGAACCCCCUACAGGUAUGUUCGCCAAUUUACACAAGGCACUGGAUAAUUUUAGUCAGGAAACUUUAGAGAUGUGCAGUAAAGAGUCUGAGUUCAAGGCAAUACUCUUUGCGUUGUGCUAUUUUCACGCGGUAGUAGCAGAAAGAAGAAAAUUUGGACCUCAGGGAUGGAAUAGAAACUAUCCUUUUAACGUAGGUGAUCUGACCAUCAGUGCAGCGGUUCUGUACAAUUAUCUGGAAAACAAUACCAAGGUGCCUUGGGAGGAUUUGCGUUACCUUUUUGGAGAAAUAAUGUACGGAGGUCACAUUACUGAUGACUGGGACCGUAGAUUAUGUAGAAGUUACCUCUUAAACUAUAUGCAACCCGAACUCCUUGACGGAGAACUCUUGUAUGCUGAAGGUUUUCAAUGUCCUCCAAACUUGGAUUACGCAGGAUACCACAAAUACCUGGACGAUAGAUUGCCUCCUGAGAGUCCUUAUUUAUAUGGGUUACAUCCCAAUGCUGAAAUAGGAUUUCUAGCUACUACUUCUGAGAAUAUGUUCCGAACUAUUUUUGAAAUGCAGCCUAGAGAUUCUGGAGCUGGCGGCGGUGUUGGAGUUUCAAGAGAAGACAAGGUUAAAUAUACCCUAGAAGACAUUCAAGACAGAUUACCAGAGAGAUUCCCAGUUCAGGAAAUGAUGGCCAAAGUCCAAGAUAAAACUCCCUAUAUUAUUGUUGCAUUCCAGGAAUGUGACAGAAUGAACACUUUAACAUCGGAAAUGAAAAGGUCACUACAUGAAUUAGAAUUAGGCUUAAAGGGGGAAUUAACGAUAACUCCGGACAUGGAAACUUUGGAAGCUGCUCUUUUCUUAGACCAAGUUCCGGAGACUUGGUCAGUCAAGGCGUACCCCAGCAUGUUACCUUUAGGUCAGUGGGUAAGCGAUUUGAGUCUUCGCAUACAAGAACUCAGUCUCUGGCUAGCUGAAUUUUCGAUGCCACCGACUGUUUGGUUAGGAGGUUUCUUCAAUCCCCAGUCAUUUUUAACUGCCAUCAUGCAACAAACGUCCAGGAAGAAUGAAUGGCCUUUGGAUAGAAUGUGUCUUGUUACGGAUGUCACUAAAAAACAGAAAGAGGAUUUUUCCGCGCCUCCGAGAGAGGGAUCUUAUGUUAGCGGACUUUAUAUGGAGGGAGCUAGAUGGGAUAUUAAUCAGAAUACCAUGGCAGAUUCUAAACUUAAGGAAUUGUUUCCUGUAGUGCCUGUAAUUUACAUUAGGGCUAUAACACAAGAUAAGCAGGAUCUGAAAAAUAUGUAUGAUUGUCCUGUGUAUAAGACAAAAAUGAGAGGACCAACAUUUGUCUGGACUUUUAACUUAAGAUCUAGAGAAAAUCCGCUUAAGUGGGUUUUAGCUGGUGUGGCAAUAUUACUACAAAUAUAAUUUAUCCACCCGUUUUAGACAUGUUAUUUUUGUUAAACUGUUUGUUUAUUUUAUGAAAUAAAUGUUUUAAUUAUGUUAA